GCGCCCCGCAGCAGCGCUCAUCUUCAGAUGAGUUUGUGCCACCACCGCCGCCGCUGCUGUGUAAUACACACAGCUUCAUUGAGAGUGAAAUAGACUUUCUUCUUCUACUGACUGUUUGUGUGUUUAAAUCCGUGUGCUGGAGGAGAUCCGGUGACCGUCACAAACAGACAUGAUCACUUCAGCCGCUGGGAUCAUCUCCCUCCUGGAUGAAGAGGAGCCGCAGCUCAAGGAGUUUGCUCUACAGAAACUUAACGCCAUCGUCAAUGACUUCUGGGCUGAGAUCUCAGAGUCUGUGGACAAAAUCGAGGUCCUGUAUGAGGACGAGACGUUUCGUAGCAGAGCGUUUGCUGCGCUGGUGGCCUCUAAAGUGUUUUACCACCUCGGGGCUUUUGAGGAGUCUUUAAACUACGCUCUGGGCGCUGGAGAUCUCUUCAACGUCAGUGACGUUUCCGAAUAUGUGGAGACCAUUAUUGCCAAGUGUAUUGAUCAUUACACCAAACUGCGUGUUGAGAAUGCCGAGCUGCCAGAGGAUGAGGAGAAGAAAAGCAUCGAUCCUCGUCUGGAGGGAAUCGUCAACAAGAUGUUCCAGCGCUGCCUGGGAGAUCAUAUGUACAAACAAGCCAUCGGCAUCGCGCUGGAGACUCGACGCUUAGACAUCUUUGAGAAAACCAUCCUGGAAUCUAAUGACAUUGCUGGUUUGCUGGCCUACAGCCUGAAGAUCUGCAUGUCCCUCAUGCAGAACAAGAAGUUUCGUAACGACGUUCUCCGAGUUCUCGUCAAGCUGUACAUGAACCUGGAGAAGCCUGACUUCAUUAACGUUUGCCAGUGUCUGAUUUUCCUUGACGACCCUCAAGCCGUGAGCGAUAUAUUGGAGAAGCUUGUGAAAGAUGGUAACCUCCUGAUGGCCUAUCAGAUCUGCUUUGACCUGUAUGAGAGCGCCAGCCAGCAGUUCCUGUCCUCUGUCAUUCAGAACCUGCGGACCGUGGGCACACCCAUCCCCGCCGUGCCCGGAUCCACCAACACAGGCACCGUGCCCACCCAAGACAAAGACAGUGAUGUGAUGGAGACGGAGGAUAAAGCUGGCAGUUCUCCUGCUGGAAAGGCUGCUGAUGUGAAGAGUGAGCCAAAAGACCAGAACUCAAAAAUGAUCAAAAUACUAAGUGGUGAAAUGGCCAUUGAGCUGCACCUUCAGUUCCUCAUUCGAAACAACAACGCAGAUCUGAUGAUCCUCAAAAACACAAAGGAUGCGGUGCGAAAUUCGGUGUGUCACACAGCGACGGUCAUCGCAAACUCAUUCAUGCACACGGGAACAACAAGUGACCAGUUUCUACGAGAGAAUUUGGAGUGGCUGGCAAGAGCAACUAACUGGGCCAAAUUCACUGCAACAGCCAGUCUUGGCGUCAUUCACAAGGGCCAUGAAAAGGAGGCACUACAGUUAAUGGCGACUUACCUGCCCAAAGACACCUCACCUGGAUCAGCCUAUCAGGAAGGAGGAGGGCUAUAUGCCCUUGGGCUGAUCCACGCUAAUCACGGAGGCGAAAUCAUCGACUACCUUCUAAGCCAGCUAAAGAAUGCUAGUAAUGAUAUUGUUCGUCAUGGUGGCGCUCUGGGUCUCGGGUUAGCUGCCCUGGGCACUGCUCGCCAAGAUGUCUACGAUCUGCUCAAAUCAAACCUCUAUCAAGAUGAUGCAGUAACAGGAGAGGCGUCUGGUCUUGCUCUGGGGCUGGUGAUGUUGGGCUCAAAGUCAGCCCAGGCCAUUGAGGACAUGGUGGGCUACGCUCAAGAGACCCAGCAUGAAAAGAUCCUGCGUGGACUUGCUGUCGGCAUCGCCAUGGUAAUGUACGGAAGGAUGGAAGAGGCCGAUGCUCUAAUUGAGAGUCUAUGUAGAGAUAAGGACCCCAUCUUGCGCCGUUCGGGAAUGUACACAGUGGCCAUGGCGUACUGCGGCUCUGGGAACAACAAAGCCAUCCGGCGACUGCUGCACGUGGCUGUGAGUCUUACAUUUGCAAAUAUUACAAACAAUAAGAAUUAUUAGAUGCAAACACAUAAG
Molecule: messenger RNA, 2050 nt
Organism: Sinocyclocheilus grahami
Lineage: Eukaryota; Metazoa; Chordata; Actinopteri; Cypriniformes; Cyprinidae
Product: 26S proteasome non-ATPase regulatory subunit 1-like
Exons: 15
Coding region: 170-2035 (621 amino acids)
Biological process (GO): proteasome-mediated ubiquitin-dependent protein catabolic process
Cellular component (GO): proteasome storage granule; nucleus; proteasome regulatory particle, base subcomplex
Source: RefSeq, a predicted model, not a curated record